Messenger RNA from Triticum aestivum (bread wheat), 2204 nucleotides. Its product is annotated as rust resistance kinase Lr10-like. Lineage: Eukaryota; Viridiplantae; Streptophyta; Magnoliopsida; Poales; Poaceae. Gene Ontology annotation, biological process: protein phosphorylation. The record is from RefSeq and is a predicted model, not a curated record. Gene Ontology annotation, molecular function: ATP binding; protein kinase activity; polysaccharide binding. Bases 127 to 1995 code for a protein of 622 amino acids. The transcript has 3 exons.
CUUCCUGCCCAGACAUGUAACUAUCAUGACAAGUGCCACCCCAAUCCUCACCAGAGAUUAAAGCAGACAACCACUUUCUUAUACUCCAGACUUUCUCUUCUUCCAUCUAAAUCUCCAAUUCAUCUCAUGGAUUUUCCUAAACUUCUUGUCAUGCUAGUGCUGCUCUGUCUUCUAACCAAUGAAUCCUAUGUGGGUGCAGCAUCAGAUGAUGAGGAUUUCUUCAAGAAAUGCUCAUCACAACGGUGCAGCAAACAUGGACCAAAGAUCCAGUUCCCCUUCCGGCUUUCAACCCAACCAACAUCCUGUGGAGCAGCUGGCAUGCAGUUAUCAUGCUCUGGGCAUGACACGAUCUUGGAUCACCCUGUUCUUGGUUCUUGCAAAGUGACUGCGAUAUAUUACAUGCACCGCGUCAUUAACAUCAUCCCGCUUGUGGAACCAUUGACGCAAUGCCCACUUCAGAAGCUCAUCUCGAGAAAGUUAGAAACUGGUGUGUACAAACAACCUCAAUCAUUUACGACCCUGGUACGUUGUUCCAAGAAUUUCAUACCAGCAGAUCCAUAUAGUAUAGUCGGCCCAGCUCCUUGUGUCAGUAGCAACGCUAGCCAAUUCUUGUAUUUGGCAUUAGCUUCCGCAUACAUAUCUGAUCUACCAUGGGACUGUGUGGCCAUUUCUAAAGGUAUCCCGAUACCCUUCAGCUAUGAUAAACAUGGCCCUAACUCGGACCCCUCCAGUGAAAUAGCAAAGGCAGUCGUCAACUUUGGUGCGACAACCUUCACUUGGCACCUCAGUAACAUUACCGAUGUCUGCCAACAGUGUGAACAUCAAGGUCGAUACUGUGGAUUCAGCUCACAAAGGCGUCAAGCAUUCUGCCAGCACCAUGGUACCCAUGUCAUCCCAAUUGCGGCAGCCUCAUCUGUAGCUGCAUUUGUAGUUCUUUCAUUGAUUGUGGCCACUGUGAUAUAUCUCUCCUUGAAGUCAAGGUACAAUGAAGAGAUAAAUAUGAAGGUUGAAAUGUUUCUCAAGGCAUAUGGCACAUCGAAACCUACAAGAUACACCUUCCCUGAUGUUAAGAAGAUAGCAAGAAGGUUCAAGGAUAAACUCGGUCAGGGCGGAUUCGGAAGUGUGUACAAAGGCGAGCUACCAAAUGGAGUACCUGUGGCAGUCAAGAUGCUAGAGAGUUCUACAGGAGAGGGGGAGGAAUUCAUCAAUGAAGUUGCAACCAUUGGACUAAUCCACCAUGCAAAUAUCGUACGCCUCUUGGGCUUUUGCUCUGAAGGAAUGAGACGGGCCCUUAUUUAUGAAUUCAUGCCUAAUGAGUCACUGGAGAAAUACAUAUUCACACAUGUUUCUAAUAUUUCUCGACAACUCCUAGCACCCAACAAAAUGUUAGAUAUUGCUUUAGGCAUUGCCCGAGGAAUGGAAUACAUGCAUCAAGGUUGCAACCAGCGGAUUCUCCACUUUGACAUCAAGCCACACAACAUCCUGCUGGACUACAACUUCAAUCCAAAGAUCUCUGACUUUGGCCUUGCAAAGCUGUGUGCAAGGGACCAAAGCAUUGUUACGCUCACAGCAGCCAGAGGAACUAUGGGAUACAUCGCACCGGAGCUAUACUCUCGAAACUUUGGAGGGGUGUCAUACAAGUCAGAUGUGUAUAGUUUUGGCAUGCUGGUGUUGGAAAUGGUGAGUGGAAGGAGGAACUCAGACCCAAGUGUUGAGAUCCAGGACGAGGUAUACCUCCCUGAGUGGAUCUAUGAGAAAGUGAUUUCUAGGCAGGAAUGGGAGCUUACUCUGGAAAUGACAGCAGAAGACAAAGACAAGAUUAGACAGCUGAGUAUUGUGGGGCUGUGGUGCAUCCAGUGGAACCCAAAGAAUAGGCCGUCGAUGACGAAGGUGGUAAACAUGUUAACUGGGAGGCUGCAGAACCUGCAGAUUCCACCAAAGCCCUUUGUGUCGUCUGACAUUCGUCCUAUGCCACAGAACACGACGAACACAUGAACAUGCAUUGUGUGUGUUUUUGUGUGUAUCAUUACACGCCUGAGGGAACUUAUCUCGCAUCUGCGUUGUAAACUGUAAUUCCUUGGCCAAUGUUCGAUUACAUACUGAACUACAUGGGAUUUUGCAGUACCGCUAACACUGCAUCUGUAUCUUACUACCAUAUUGUAAUUCUAUUAAUUAGAAACACACGGCACUGGAUUUUGCAGCCA